Amyelois transitella is the source of this 6552-nucleotide messenger RNA. RefSeq names its product myosin-VIIa. The transcript is spliced from 12 exons. Gene Ontology annotation, molecular function: cytoskeletal motor activity; protein binding; ATP binding. Gene Ontology annotation, cellular component: cytoskeleton; myosin complex. The coding region runs from base 113 to 6433 and encodes 2106 amino acids. The record is from RefSeq and is a predicted model, not a curated record. Lineage: Eukaryota; Metazoa; Arthropoda; Insecta; Lepidoptera; Pyralidae.
UCUGUUAGAUUGCGACAAAGCAAUAUAAUCAGAUAAUUCGACAUUCGCCACGGACUCCUUGUAUUCUAAUGUAGUGUGAAAUGUUUGUGUCGUGAGGCGAAUCUCAUUGAAAAUGGCAGCCCAGGUUCAAUUAGCAAGCCUGGUGUGGCUCAAGCCACAAGGCAGCUCCGAGUUCGACAUUCCCAUAGCGGUCAAAGUGCUGAAGAGCAGCGGGAACACCCUCCAGGUGCAAGAUGACGACGGCAAGGUGUUCUCAGCAACCAUCAAUGAUGUACUGAAACCACUCCACGCGACGUCCGUGAGCGGCGUCGAGGACAUGAUAACUCUUGGCGAGCUCCAGGAAUAUACCAUCCUCAGAAACCUCCAUAUAAGAUACAAGCAACAGUUGAUUUACACAUACACGGGGUCUAUGCUGAUCGCUAUCAAUCCAUACGAGAUCCUGCCUAUAUACACCAUGGACCAGAUACAUUUCUACCAGGCGACGAACAUAGGGGACGUGCCGCCACAUAUUUUCGCCAUCGGAGAAAAUUCUUACAGGGAACUCAACCAGACCUCUACAAACCAGUGUAUUGUUAUAAGUGGCGAAAGUGGUGCAGGAAAAACGGAAAGCACAAAAUUGCUGUUACAAUAUUUAGCCGCGGCCAGCGGGAAGCAUUCCUGGAUUGAGCAGCAAAUACAGGAAACAAAUCCGGUUCUAGAGGCGUUUGGUAACGCUAAAACAGUAAAAAACGACAACUCCUCGAGAUUCGGAAAAUACAUUAACAUAUAUUUUAGCAGAAAAGGUGUUAUUGAAGGGGGCAAUAUAGAUCAAUAUCUUUUAGAAAAAUCACGUAUCGUAUUUCAGAAUAACGGUGAAAGGAAUUAUCAUAUAUUUUACUCGCUUGUUGAGGGUUUAACAGCUGAUGAGAAAAGGAAGCUAGAGCUCGGUCGUGCAGCUGACUAUUACUAUUUAAACUCUGGCAACAUGCUCUCCUGCGAAGGUCGUAAUGAUGCCCUGGAAUUUGCUGAUAUAAGAUCUGCCUUCAAAGUUCUGAACUUUUCAGACGCAGAGGUUUGGUCUGUAUUCGGUCUAUUAGCUGCAAUUUUACAUUUGGGAAACUUGAAAUUUAAAGGUUUCCAUGUGAACAACAUAGAGUCGUCAGAAGUAUCUGACAUGAUUAAUGCAAGUAGGAUUGCGUCACUUUUAGGAGUGAAUAAAUCUGUGCUUUGUGAUGCUUUGACAAGAAAGACCUUUGUGGCACACGGUGAAAAAGUAGUGUCCACCAUAACAGUAUCGGCUGCCACGGAAGGUCGAGAUGCAUUGGUUAAAGCGAUAUAUGGACACAUAUUUGAGUACAUUGUCGAAGGUAUAAACCGAACAUUACAUAGAGACCAGCAAUUGUCCAGCGGUUCUGUAGGGAUUCUAGAUAUAUUUGGUUUCGAAAAUUUCGAGUCUAAUAGUUUUGAACAGCUUUGCAUCAAUUACGCAAACGAGAAUCUGCAACAGUUUUUCGUCAAGCACAUAUUCAAAUUGGAGCAGGAACAGUAUGAGAAGGAAGGAAUAAUUUGGUCAAACAUAAAUUACGUCGAUAACCAGGAAAUGUUGGAUAUGAUAGGCCUGAAGCCUAUGAAUCUGUUGUCGCUGAUCGACGAAGAGUCGCGAUUCCCGAAAGGCACUGACGUCACUCUUCUAUCCAAACUGAAUAGCAAUCACAGCACUAAGUCGUGCUACGUAGCUCCGAAAUCAACGCAUGAACAUUCUUUUGGAGUGAAACAUUUUGCCGGCAACGUGCAGUACAAAAUAAAAGGAUUCCUGGAUAAAAACAGAGAUAUGUUGACGACAGACAUCAAAGAGAUGAUACUGGAUUCGAGUAACUCUUUCUUGAAAAACGUAUUCGCGCUGGAAACGAAGCCUAGUUUCCAGAGUGGUCGGAAGACAGUGUCUUUAAGCCACCAGUUCAAAACGUCCUUAGAAUCUUUAAUGAAAACCUUGUACGCCUGCCAUCCUUUCUUCGUGCGAUGUAUCAAACCAAAUGAAGUAAAACAGCCUAGGAUUUUCGACAAAACGUUGUGUGUGCGACAAUUGAGAUAUGCUGGCUUGAUGGAAACGGCAAAAAUAAGGCAAGCUGGUUUCCCCAUACGCUACUCUUACUACGAAUUUGUCUACCGAUACAGACUCAUAGUCCCCGACAUACCGCCCGCUGAAAAAGUGGACUGUAAAGUAGCUGCUAAAAAAAUAUGCACUGAAGUGUUGAAUGAUGAUGAAUUUCGACUGGGACAUACAAAAGUGUUCCUUAAAGAUACACAUGAUGCCAUCCUGGAAGAUCUAAGGCAUAAGGUUUUACUGAACGCUGUAAUAAGAGUACAAGCGAAUGCAAGAAGGUUCAUUCUAAGGCGACAAUUCCUGAGGCAGCGCGCCGCCGCCUUGACCAUACAGAAACAUUUCCGAGCUCGAGGAUACAGAAAGAGAUUUUUGAUAAUGCGAAGAGGCUACUUACGAAUACAAGCAGCCAUUAAGUCUAGAGAACUAAGAAAGACUUUCGUGAAUUUAAGAAAGUUCUUCACCAAAUUUCAGGCACAUUGCAGAGGUUUUAUUAUUAGAAAAUUGGUCAAAGAAAAGGGCGGUAUUCUCAGAACGAGGUUAGCGCAAUUAAAGAAAGAGAAAGACGUAUCGAUUAAAUCUGGUACUAAAGAGAAAGUUGCAGAAGAUGAAUAUGAGAAGAACUUUACCGAACUCAUGAGGUCUAUUUGGAUAAUUAAAGAAACUCCAGUAGAAAAUAACAUACAAAACAACACAGUAAUUGAUGAUAGAUAUGUGGAUGAUGUAUUCGGGUUCCUUAAAGAUUCUUCUACUCCCGGUGGCACAGUUCGAGGAACUGGUUUUGGUGUGGUAUCUACGCCCAAAGCACAAAUAACGAACGUGAUUCCAAUACCACAAGAGCCUCAAGAGGAACCAAUAGACGAGUACAACUUCAGAAAAUUCGCUGCCACAUAUUUCGUUGGCAAUACUACCCAUCAAUACUCCAGAAAACAUCUUAAAAAUUCCCUUCUUGAGUUACCUUCGCCUAUUGAUAAAGAAGCUGCGGUGGCAUUAUGGAUCACUAUAUUGAGGUUUAUGGGCGAUUUGGCCGAGCCAAAAUAUGUUGACGACAAAGUUGAUAAUAUACCUGUAAUGACCAAGUUGUCCAAUACGGUCGGUCGUGCUUUCCAGAAGAGUAAGGAAUUUGAAGAACUCUUGUCUCAAGAUAAAUAUAAUAAGAAAAUGAUAAACAAAACACUAAAACGCCAGACUAAAUUGAAUGAAGAGCUGAUGAAAAGCCUAGUUAAUGAUGAAGUGACUAUAGAGAUGUACAGCGCUUGGUUGAACUCAAGGCGAAGCACUAACUUGGAGAAGCUACACUUUAUAAUCGGCCAUGGCAUCAUAAGAAAGGAAUUGCGAGAUGAAAUUUUGUGCCAGCUAUGCAAGCAGCUGACAAACAACCCGUCUAAAGCCUCCCAUGCCCGUGGGUGGAUAUUACUAUCUCUUUGCGUCGGCUGCUUCCCGCCCUCUGAGCGAUUCGUCAAAUACCUGCGAUCGUUUAUUCGUAAUGGUCCACCAGGUUACGCCCCUUACUGUGAAGGAAGACUUUUAAGAACCUUCAAAAAUGGUUCCCGAACACAACCGCCUAGUUGGUUGGAACUUCAAGCUACCAAAACCAAAAAACCUAUUCUGCUAUCGGUCACUUUAAUGGACGAAUCUGUCAAAACAAUUCAAUCGGAUUCCGCCACAACUUCCGAAGAAAUAUGUCAACAAAUAGCAGAUAACAUCGGUCUGAAAGACACAUUCGGGUUUUCUUUAUACAUAACUUUAUAUGAUAAAGUUCUUUCAUUAGGAAGCGAAGGAGAACAUAUUAUGGACGCAAUUUCUCAAUGCGAACAGUUUUCUAGAGAACAAGGGACACCGGAGAAAAACGCCCCUUGGAGAUUAUUCUUCCGUAAAGAAAUAUUUACACCCUGGCAUAAUCCAGCUGAGGAUUCGGUAGCGACUAAUCUGAUUUACUAUCAAGUAGCUAAAGGAGUGAAAUUCGGCGAAUACCGUUGUAAUAACGAACAAGAUUUAGCGAUGUUAGCUGCUCAGCAACACUAUAUUGAGUACGGGCCUAAAAUAGAUCCAAACGUCCUUCGUAAAGUCAUUGUAAAUUAUAUACCGAAUCAAUUUAUUCAGUCUAACGACGCUGCAUUGACAAAAUGGGAACAUUUAGUUACAAAAGCCUUUGAGUCUGCACACAGUGUUCAAUCAAGAAUAGACCCGCUGCGAUGUAAAGAAGAUAUCGUUAUAUUCUCAAAAUUAAAAUGGCCUAUGCUUUUCUCCAGAUUCUUUGAAGCACUUAAGUUGAAAGGCGAUGCUAUUAGCAAAGAUCUUGUUAUAAUAGCCGUUAACUGGACUGGCAUUUACAUAGUUGAUCAAACAGAGCACAUACUACUUGAGAUAGCGUUUUGUGAAGUAACUUAUGUCGCUUACAAUGAAGACAAAGAUUUGGAUAAUGUUGGUCGAAUUACAAUAAGAACCAUACAACAAGAAGAAUUUGAAUUCCAGAGUGUCGAUGCAAGUGACAUGAGUUCAUUAAUUAUUUAUCUAAUAGAUGGCCUCAAGAGACGGUCGAUCUACGUGAUAGCACAAAACGACUCUCAGGGUUACAGCGACGCUUCAUCAUUCUUACAAUACAAAAAAGGUGAUCUAAUAACUCUUUUGCAAGACUGUACAGGGGAAUCUUUGAUGAAUUCAACAUGGGGCCAUGGAUUUUGUAAUGGUCAAGAAGGUCUAUUCCCUACAGAACAAGUAUAUAUUCUACCGACAAUGACAGAGCCCACCGGUGGAACUUUAGAAGUGUUCAAAAAAGGUAAUAUUACUAAUGAUAAGAAAACAAAAUCAAAGUAUAAUACAAUACAACGGAAACGAAUGUACACGCUUGAAAAAUUCGCUAAGGAACACUUCAGGGAGAAUACGGAAGGUAAUAGUAGCGCAUCUGGUGUGUCUACUUUAACUACUGCGAAAAAGAAUGUAGCUGUUGACUUGUGGGUCCACAGUCGAGAGCCACUUCGGAAGCCAUUGCUGAAGAAACUACUAGAAAACGAAAACAUGUCGAAACUAGCAGUUAUGGCUUACAUGGGUCUUCUUAAAUACAUGGGAGAUAUGCCUGCUCCUAAAGCGAGGACAGUGACAGAGUACACCGAUGAAAUAUUCCGAGCAGCCAUUACUGAGCCUCUACUACGAGACGAAGUUUAUUGUCAAAUCAUGAAACAGCUCACCAAUAAUAGGAUACAGCUAAGCGAAGAGCGCGGUUGGGAAAUAAUGUGGCUCGCGACAGGAAUUUUCGCUUGUGGGCCUGUAUUGUUGAAGGAGUUGGUGGAAUUUCUGAAGACACGACCACAUCCUAUUGCGAAGGAAUGUUUGAAAAGAGUGUUUAGGAUACAAAAGAGUGGUCCGAGAAUGUAUGCCCCUUACGUGGUGGAAGUGGAAGCUAUUCAGCAUAGAAGUUUGCAGAUAUAUCACAAAGUUUAUUUCCCGGACGAUACAGAUGAGGCGUUCGAGGUCGACUCGUCUACGAAGGCGAAAGAUUUAUGUGAACAAAUUACUGGCAGAUUAAAUUUGAAAAAUAGUGAUGGGUUUAGUUUGUUCGUGAAGAUCGCUGAUAAAGUGUUCUCCGUUCCAGAAAACUAUUAUUUCUUUGAUUUCGUAUAUGAACUUGUUGAGUGGAUGAAGCAAACGCGGCCUAUUCGUGGAGGAGCGCAAGUGCAAAUGAACUACCAAAUAUUCUUCAUGAAGAAAUUGUGGAUAAACACUAUCCCCGGGCGAGACAAGAAUGCUGAUCAAAUAUUUUAUUACCCACAAGAGUUACCCAAGUAUCUGCGUGGUUACCAUAAGACUUCAAAACAAGAUCUUAUUGAAUUAGCAGCUCUGAUCUAUAAAGCUAGGUUCGGAAGUGACCAAACACUGCUACCACGAAUUACAGAAAUGUUAGAGGAAUUUAUACCACCAGAUAUGGUUAGGUUGCAAUCUAACUCAGCAUGGAAAUCCUCGAUUAGCGCUGCGUAUACGCAGUUAGGUAUAAUGACGCAAGAUGAAGCGAAAGAGAGGUUUUUAAAGAGGAUAUACCAGUUGCCUACAUUCGGCACAGCUUUCUUCGAAGUAAAGCAGACUUCUGAUCCCGCCUAUCCUGAAAUGGUUGUGGUUGGAAUAAAUAAGAAUGGUGUUAGCAUCAUCCACCCCCAGAGUCGAGACGUGCUUAUUACCCACCCAUUCUCUCAAAUAUCCAAUUGGUCAUCUGGCAACACGUUCUUCCACAUGACAAUGGGCAACUUUAUUCGUGGCACAAAAAUAUUGUGCGAGACAUCUUUGGGAUACAAAAUGGACGACCUCAUUUCUUCAUACAUCGCCGUUUUACGACAAACUACCUAUUCAGAAGCCAAGUAGAGAUUGACUGAUCAACGAUGAAAAUGUAAAUAAAUAUUUAGUAAUCUGAUAGAGAUUAGUAUGCUUUAGGUGACAAUUUAUAUAAUUAAAUAAAUAAAUAAAUAUUGUAAAUAGUGGUA